AUGGAAAAGAGUAUAGAAUCAAUUUCUUCCUCUACUUUAAAUAUUUUAGAUAAUAAAAAUUAUAAAAAAUGGGAUAAUGAAACAGUAUGCAAAUGGCUUUUAAAUAAUAUAAAAACAAUACAAAAAGUUUCAAUUGAAAUCUUUCAAGCAAAUGAAAUCAUUGGAAAAGAUUUAGAAUUUUUAACAGAUAAAAUAUUAUUAAAAAUGGGUGUUGGAAUUCGUGAUAUCUUAAAUUUUAAAUUUGAAUAUCAAAUUUUAAAAAAUUGUUAUAAUAAUAAUAAUAAUAAUAACCAUAUUACUAUUAAUAAUUUUAAUUAUAAUUUUAAUAAUUUCAAAAUAAAUAUAAAUAAAGAUUUAUUAAAAGUUGUUGUAAAUGCUCCAAUUAUUAAUAUUAAUGAAUAUCAAUAUAUUGAAACCAUUUCAAAAAAUAAAUUUUGUGAAAUUGAAAAAUAUAAAAAAAGUCAAACUAAAGUGAAUGAAUAUAUAAUUAUUAAAAAAAUUAUUAAAAAUUCAACAUUGAAUGAAGAAAAAUUAAUUAAUGAAAUUGAUACAAUUUAUUUACUUGAUCAUCCAAAUUUAAUUAAAAUAAUUGGAUAUUGUAAAGAUAAAAAUUAUUUUUAUAUUGGAAUGAAAUAUUAUGAAACAUUUAAAUUUAAACAAUCAAAUAUAUCAAAAUUUGGUAAAAAUUUUGAACAAGUUAUUAGAAAGAUUUCAUUUAAAAUUUUAAGUGCAAUCGAUUAUUUACAUUCAUUAGAACCACCAAUUAUUCAUGGAAAUAUUAAUGCAAAGAAUAUAUUAUUAGAUAAUGAAAAUAAUGAACCAAUUUUAAUAGAUUUUGGGCUAUCAUAUAAAUCAAUUGAUUUGUUAACAAAUCAAAAAACUCAAUUCAUAAGUCCAUGUUUUAUUACACCAGAAUAUUUUUAUAAAAAAACAAAAAAUAAAAUUAGUAAAGAAGCUGAUAUUUUUAGUUUUGGUUCAACAAUUUCAAAUAUGAUAAAAGGUGGAACCGAUUUCAAAGAGGAUGAAGAAGGAUUUGAAGAAUUGAAAAGAACGUUUGCAGGUGUUCUCACUAGUCGUGAUAAAGUAUCCUUUGAUUAUAGAUCAUUAUUCACUGAAAUCAAUAAAGAUGAACCAUGUUUUAGACCAAGUUCAAAAGAACUUUUAAAAUCAUUUUGGUUUGUUGAACCACCUCAACCAUCUUUUAAAACUUCGGAAAUUACAACAAAUCUUUUAAUUUAUUAUUUAAAAAAAUAUGGUUGUUAUAUAAUUCGAGAUGGUGUAGCUAUGGUUUCCCUUAAUUUCAAUGAAAACAUUUAUUCUACCUCAAGUAUUAUAGGUUCUGAAUUUUCACAUCAACCAAAAAUAAAUGAAAAACAUAAAUAUUUUAAAGAAAUUAAUCAAUUUUAUUCAAAAAUCUUAUCAGAAUCAUUUCAAGCAAAAAUUGGAUGGUAUUUAUUAAAUUUAAACAAUGAAUUUAAAGAUAAACCAUAUUUUAAAAAUAUAUUUUUAUCUUUUUCAACUUCUGAUAAACUUGAAAUCAAUUCUGUCGCUGAUCUUAAUUUAAAAUUAACAAUUUUUUUUUAUAACUCUAUUACUAUGAGUUUAAUUUAUCAAACAAUUUAUCAAAAACCUAAAAGUUUUAAAAUUGUUGAUUAUUUAUAA
This is a messenger RNA of Dictyostelium discoideum AX4, 1662 nucleotides long. RefSeq lists its product as hypothetical. The record is from RefSeq and is a predicted model, not a curated record. Gene Ontology annotation, molecular function: ATP binding. Bases 1 to 1662 code for a protein of 553 amino acids. Lineage: Eukaryota; Evosea; Eumycetozoa; Dictyosteliales; Dictyosteliaceae. The transcript is spliced from 2 exons.